This is a messenger RNA of Ilyonectria robusta, 888 nucleotides long. RefSeq lists its product as uncharacterized. The record is from RefSeq and is a predicted model, not a curated record. Gene Ontology annotation, molecular function: oxidoreductase activity, acting on the CH-OH group of donors, NAD or NADP as acceptor. Lineage: Eukaryota; Fungi; Ascomycota; Sordariomycetes; Hypocreales; Nectriaceae. Gene Ontology annotation, cellular component: cytoplasm. The transcript has 2 exons. Bases 1 to 888 code for a protein of 295 amino acids.
AUGGCGUCUUCCAAAGUCGCGCUCAUCACCGGCGGAGCCUCCGGUAUGGGUCUUGCCGUUGCGCAGUCUCUCGCCUCCAAGGGAUGGACGGUCCACGUCCUAGACUUCAACAAGGAGGCUGGUGUCACGACUGAGCGGUCCCUCGCCAACUCCAAGUUCCACCAAGUCGACGUGACAUCGUGGAAAUCACUUUCUGAGGCCUUCAAGAAUGCCUUCUCGCAAGCCGGCCGCCUCGACUUCGUCUUCGCCAAUGCGGGCAUCGUGGAGAGAGACAACUUUUACGACACUCCGGACAGCGACGACAUUCCGCCCGAGCCAAAACAGAAGACGCUGGAUGUGAACUUGAACUCGGUGAUUAAUCAAAGCUAUCUUGCGUUGCAUUAUUUCCGCCGCAGCCCACACAAGGGCAUGGGCGCGUCGCUAGUGAUGACCGCGAGUGUUGGCGGGUUGUAUCCAUCUCAAUACUGUCCCAUAUACUCCGCUUCGAAAGCCGGCGUCAUCCACUUCAUGCGGGCCAUCGCCUUCCCUUACUACCAUUCCAGUGGCAUCCGCGUUUACGCCACCUGUCCGGGUACCGUCAAAACUAACCUCAUGAAUGACAAAGAGUGGACAGCAUUUCCGGAGGAAUACUUCACCCCGCUUUCCCGGAUAGCAUCAACCGUGGAGAUGCUAGUGGAGGGCGGUGACAUGACAGAUGCGUGGGGCCGAACGGUCAAGGAUGGAGAGGACUACGGCCUCGCGGUGGAGAUAAACGCAGACAAGUUUUAUUUCCGCGAUAUGCCAGAGUUUUGCGAUGAUUCAAUGAGAAGGGUUAUCGAGGCGACGAGUAUGGAGAACCAACUGGCGAGGCUGGAGGAGUACAAAGCCAAGGGAAAUGGUACCUCGUAG